Messenger RNA from Chaetomium globosum CBS 148.51, 1311 nucleotides. RefSeq lists its product as uncharacterized. The record is from RefSeq and is a predicted model, not a curated record. Lineage: Eukaryota; Fungi; Ascomycota; Sordariomycetes; Sordariales; Chaetomiaceae. The transcript is spliced from 2 exons. The coding region runs from base 1 to 1311 and encodes 436 amino acids.
AUGACGCAGCACUACCACUCUCCCGAGGCCCAGCCCGGGCUCGAAGUAAUGGACCAGCCGGAUCUUGAGGCGGUCAACAACCAGCAGCACGCUUCCAGUUACUAUGACCAAUCCCUUCCUCAAGUCGCGAGCAGUGAGUACAUUUAUAGCGCCAAAGAAGCGGCCACACCACAUACGUACGCCUACUCGGUAGACCCAGAGCACUACCCAUCGCCCGGUUCACAUCCGCAUUCUACGCUUGCCACACCUUCCACGGCGGCCAAAUCACGGAAGCGGUUGUGGCUUAUUAUCGGAGGGGUUAUUGCCGUUCUCGUCAUUCUGGGCGCCGUUUUGGGGGGCGUACUGGGGAGCAGGGCGGCGAGCUCCUCGUCAGCGAACACGUCGGCAUCGCAGGGGGACCAGGACGCAGGAAGCAAUGGUGGAAACAACACGGGCACUGGGGGGGACAACUCUGGAAGUUCAGGAGACGCAGACACAGCCGACGACCCGGCACCUAAGAAUACUACAACCACAACACCGAUCCGGAAGGGCUCAGGACUGGCCGUGACAGGGUGGAGGAAACCGGACGGCAGUUCCGACACGUACCUCUUCUUCCAAGACCAAAAGGACGAGCUGCAGUAUGUACGGUGCGACAAGAGCCUCCGCACCACGGACAAGGAAUCCACGUGUUGGGCGGAACCAGUCAAAAUCAACUCGUAUGCCAUAGCCGGCAGCCGCCUCGCCGCGUCAACAAUCAUCUGGGGCGAUUUCUACCAGCCCACGGUAGAGCUCUUCUACACGGGCGUCAAGUCCCGGCUCCUCGGCGUCAGCCUCAACGACCAAGAGACCCCCAACGUCCAGGAAGACAGCGUCAACGACAUGGACAUCUACACCGGCCUCGGCAGCAACCUAGGCGCCUACUGGCCCUGGACGCUCUACCAAGACGGCGCCGGAAUGCUGCACCACGUGCGCAACCGCCUCGGCGGCACCUUCCGACCGACCACCUCUUGGGACAACAACGAGCUCGACAUCUUCCCGGCGGCCUACUCGCGGCUGGCCAUCGCGCCCACGGCCACCGACUUCUCCACCAUCGCCGUCAAGCCCGGCUACGCCGUCUUCUACCAGGACAAGACCUCCUCCAAGCUCGCCGUCCACAUCACCGACCUCAACCACCCCAACCGCUCCGCCACCUUCCACCCGCCCUGGCCCACCACCCUCCCGGACAUCCCCCUCCCCUCCCAGGCCCCCAUCGCCGCCUUCUCGGUCGCGCGCGCGGGGGACGCCGACCGCCGCGUCGAUACCUACGUGCUCUACCUCGGCGGGGGGGGAUGA